UACGACUCCCGAAACGCCCUGAGGAAGAGGCUGACAGGAGGGUGGAGUGACAGAUCCAGCUUUGGAGCAAAGGUGACCCCGCUGGCUCUCGCGGCGGAGGCCGGAGCAGCCGGUUCUCGCCUCUUCUCUGCUGCAUCUGGGGAUUUGUAGUUCGCUCACGGCCACGGUGUGUGCACUCAGAGCAGGUAGUUUACUACAAGUCCCAUGAAGACGCGGGGCCCGGGCAGCACCUGCGUAACGAAGCCAAAGGAGCGCGCAGGCGGUGCUAGUGGUGGGAGGAGUAAAGAUGGCGGUGCGGCGGUCUCCGCCUUCUGCUCCCGGCUGAAGCGCUCUGAGGGAGGCGGGCAGCGGCAAUCGGAGCCGCUACAGCGAUCCAGUGUUGAUAGUAUCGGCCGCCGCCGAGGCCGGAACCAUGGCGGAGCUGGAGCACCUGGGCGGGAAGCGGGCCGAGUCGGCACGAAUGCGGCGGGCUGAGCAGCUGCGUCGCUGGCGGGGCUCGCUGACAGACCAGGAGCCCGCGGAGCGCCGGGGCGCGGGGCAGCAGCCGCCGACGAGGCGCGGGAGCCCCCGGGUCCGCUUUGAGGACGGCGCGGUCUUCCUGGCCGCCUGUUCCAGCGGGGACACCGACGAGGUGCGAAAGCUGUUGGCCAGGGGUGCAGACAUCAACACGGUCAACGUGGACGGCUUGACAGCCCUGCACCAGGCCUGUAUUGAUGAGAAUUUGGACAUGGUAAAAUUUCUGGUGGAGAACAGAGCCAAUGUCAACCAGCAGGACAACGAGGGUUGGACACCACUUCACGCGGCAGCUUCCUGUGGCUAUCUCAACAUAGCAGAAUAUUUCCUUAACCAUGGAGCCAGUGUGGGCAUUGUGAACAGUGAAGGCGAAGUCCCCUCUGACCUUGCCGAAGAGCCUGCCAUGAAGGAUCUCCUCCUAGAGCAAGUGAAGAAGCAAGGAGUUGACCUGGAGCAGUCAAGAAAAGAAGAGGAGCAGCAGAUGUUGCAGGAUGCACGCCAGUGGCUCAAUAGUGGGAAAGUAGAAGACGUGAGGCAGGCUCGCUCUGGGGCCACUGCACUCCACGUGGCUGCUGCCAAAGGCUAUGCUGAAGUACUCAGGCUCCUGAUUCAGGCUGGCUGUGAACUCAACGUUCAGGAUCAUGACGGCUGGACACCCCUGCAUGCGGCUGCACACUGGGGAGUCAAGGAGGCCUGCUCCAUCCUGGCGGAGGCCCUCUGUGACAUGGAUGUUCGGAACAAGCUGGGCCAGACACCAUUUGACGUGGCUGAUGAGGGUCUUGUGGAGCACUUGGAAAUGCUCCAGAAGAAGCAGAAUGUGCUUCGAAGCGAGAAAGAGACACGGAAUAAACUCAUUGAGUCAGAUCUGAACAGCAAGUUGCAGAGUGGACUCUUUAAGAACAAGGAGAAGCUGCUUUACGAGGAGGAGCCCCCCAAGUCUCAGGACACAGAGGAGGAAAACAAAGAAUCCAGCAGCUCCAGCUCAGAGGAGGAGGAGGGUGAAGAUGAAGCUUCGGAAUCAGAAAAUGAGAAGGAGGCAGAUAAAAAGCCAGAAGCCAUUGUCAACCAUUCCAACUCUGAGAGCAGAAGUAUUAUGGAGCAGAUACCAACACCAGCUCAGAAUGCCUUCUCGGCUUUUUCUACUAGGAGAUUCUCCUCCAGCCUUUUUAAUAAGUCAGAAGAGCCCAAAGAUGAAUCCCCUUCUUCAUGGAGGCUGGGACUAAGAAAAACUGGCAGCCACAACGUGCUGAGUGAGGGUGCCAAUUCCAGGGAGGCGCUAAGGGACCGGGGCUCCUCCAUCCAUCGCUCCUCAUCAAGCCCGCGGAUUUCUGCUCUGCUCGACAACAAAGAAAAGGAGAAAGAAAAUCGAAGCUAUUUUAGUUCACUAGCAUCCCGGAGGCUCAACAGCACAAGUGACAUUGAAGAGAAGGAGAACAGAGAAUCAGCUGUGAACCUGGUGAGGAGUGGCUCCUAUCCCCGGCAGCUGUGGAGGGAUGAGGCCAAGGGAAAUGAAGCCCCACAAACGAUUGCUCCUUCUGCCUACGUGUCAACCUACUUGAAGAGGACCCCUUACAAAUCCCAGGCUGACUCAACAGCGGAGAAAACAACAGACAGUGUCUCUUCUAGCACCCCGCUCUGUGUCAUCACCAAUCGCCCUCUUCUUAGCACUGCCAACGGAGUGACAGCCACCACUGUGCCCGCCUCCACUGGAACGGACUCCUCUGUGGAAGCCAGGGAGAAGAGAAGGUCCUAUCUGACUCCCGUACGGGAUGAGGAAGCAGAGUCCUUACGGAAGGCCCGUUCCAGACAAGCUCGGCAGACUCGGAGGUCUACUCAAGGGGUUACCCUAACAGACCUUCAAGAAGCAGAAAGGACAUUCAGCCGGUCAAAGGCCGAGAGGCAGACUCAGGAGCAACCUGGCGAGAAGCCUGUCAACCCUGAAGGGUUUGAGGAGAGCACGGGGAAGCAUGAGCCCUCAGCAGCCCCAACAGAGGAGGCUGCGGAAGGUCAGCAGCCCUGGGCCCGGGGUCUGGAUGAAGAGCCUGUCUAUCGUCGCUUGAGGUAUUCAUCUCAGCCAGACAAACCCACAACCCCAGUAUCUCCUACUGCUUCAAGACCCUCACUCUACACCAGUUCCCACCUGUCAGGGACAAGUAGAUCUUCAGCCCCUGAGUCGGAGAGUUCAGAGACAGCUGAGACCACUGUAGGCGCGAAGGAGAUGGACAGAAAUGAGAGUGAAGAAGCGGAUUUGGAUGACCAGUCCUCCAAUAGGCUGUCCAUCCGCGAGAGGCGGCGGCCCAGGGAGCGGCGGAGAGGCACGGGCAUCAAUUUCUGGACAAACGAUGACGAAGCCACUGAUGUCUCUGAAGAGGUCAAGCAGGCAUGGCAUGAAAGACUUUCUAGGUUGGAAUCUGGAGGUAGUAGUAACCCUACAACCAGCGAUCCUUACAGCGACCGAGCAUCAGCAAGAGCCCGCCGUGAGGCCCGCGAGGCCCGUCUGGCCACCCUGACCAGCCGUGUGGAGGAGGACAGCAACAGGGACUACAAAAAACUCUACGAAAGCGCCCUGACUGAAAACCAAAAACUGAAAACAAAACUUCAGGAGGCUCAGCUAGAACUGGCAGAUAUAAAAUCCAAGCUUGAGAAGAUGGCCCAGCAGAAACAAGAGAAGACCUCUGACCGGUCGUCAAUGCUAGAGAUGGAGAAGCGGGAGAGGCGAGCCUUGGAGCGGAAGAUGUCGGAAAUGGAAGAAGAGAUGAAGAACCUCCACCAGCUAAAACAGAUUCAGACCUUGAAGCAGAUGAACGAGCAACUGCAGGCUGAGAACAGGGCCCUGACCCGAGUGGUGGCCAGACUCUCCGAGUCCAUCGAGUCCUCGGACACCCAGGAACUCUAGCUCUUGCCCCUCCUCUCCACCUCACUUCCCUCCUCCUCUGCUCCAGGCAGGUUCAUUCUUCUUGAGCUCACGCCGUCCUCAGAGCCUCUGCAUGCAGGUCCUCUGGGAUGCAAGGAGCCAGGACUGAAACCAUUGGCGGGGACAUGACAGCCUAGAUCAGGGGAGGCGGUGGGGAGACUCACCUGGGAGCACUUUGGGUAAGAUCAUCAUGUUACCUUCUUGACCUGUGGGGACUACAUGUAAAUUUGUUCAUGGGGCUCCAGGAAGUAUGCACAUAAGGUGCACAUACAUGUGUGUGUAUACACACAUUGGUGUUGUGGAGUCAUUGCCACACAGGUAGACCUUUCCCUGCCAAGAGCAACUCCUCUUAUGUGAUUGGGAUUGAGCCUGAACUGCCACUUAUGGUUGGGCAUGAGAUGGCACAAGGAGCAGGAGCUCCCAGUCGUGGCUCCUGUUGGAAACACCAAACGCUUUCAAUAUAUACCAGUGCUUGGACCCUCCCAGAGACAAUCAGUGGUCUGGAUUGAGAUCCAAGCAUCAGCAUUUUUUUUUUCAAAACCCUCUUUUUGGUUAUUUUGGCAUAGCCAGAAUUGGAAACCAUAGUCCUUUGGACUCCAGGAAGACCUCAGUCCCUGUAUGUGACGAUAUUAUUGGUUAGAAAGGACUGGAACUAGAGAUUGGAGGUAUUCUGAUCCAGGCUUUCUAGCAAAAAACAGUCUCCAUCCCACCUUGGAACAGAAUUAGAUAAGCAUUUUGUCUCCUGCAAGCCUUGUAGUCUCUUCCCUGCUGGGGAGGCAUUUCUCACAUCCCUGUCACAAGUCUCUGGACUCAAGGGAUGUGUCCCUCCCCUGCCUCUGUGUGCGUGGGCUGCGAGGCAGCCUGCAGCCUGUAUAAAUGAGGUCCUUACAUGACCAGGCCUUCCCUAACAGGUCUAGCUUUGCAGAGGAGAUGGCGGCUGUGGAGCAGGGAACAGGUUUAUUUUCAACUGAAACUCCCUUCCCC
This is a messenger RNA of Ochotona princeps (American pika), 4411 nucleotides long. RefSeq names its product protein phosphatase 1 regulatory subunit 12B (gene PPP1R12B). Gene Ontology annotation, cellular component: cytoplasm; Z disc; A band. The coding region runs from base 413 to 3409 and encodes 998 amino acids. Lineage: Eukaryota; Metazoa; Chordata; Mammalia; Lagomorpha; Ochotonidae. Gene Ontology annotation, biological process: signal transduction. Gene Ontology annotation, molecular function: phosphatase regulator activity; enzyme inhibitor activity; protein kinase binding. The record is from RefSeq and is a predicted model, not a curated record. The transcript is spliced from 24 exons.